AUGUGGCUGCUGCUGCUGCUGCUUGGUUACGUUACUCUCCUUUACUUCCUCAUCCGUCCCCGUCCCCUUCCACGAAUUCCGGAUGAUGAUUCUUCUUCUCCUUCUUCUUCUUCUUCUUCAGAGUUGGUUUCUUCCGCUAGCAGCAACGACAGAGCCGCCGGGGGCGAUCCCCAAAUCCUCCAGCCAACCAAGUACGAUGUCUUCAUCAGCUUCCGAGGGGAAGAUGUUCGGGACAACUUCCUCAGCAUCGUCUUCCAUCACCUCAACGAUCUAAAGAAGCUCGCUGUUUACAAAGACGACGUGAAUCUUCACAGAGGAGUAGAGAUCUCGCCCUCCCUCUUGCAAGCGAUCGAGGUAUCGGACGUCUACGUGGUGAUCCUCUCCCGCAACUAUGCCAACUCCAAAUGGUGCCUCGAGGAGCUGGAGAAGAUCUUCCAGUGCGUGGAACGGCACAAACGGAUGCUCAUACCGGUUACCUACGGCAUGAGUUUCAACGAUUUCUACGAGACUCUGCCCUCCUUCUCCUCCUCCUCUGCUGCUGCUGCUCGGUAUCUUCAGAGCUGUGGGGACAAACUGCUUGAAGGCUGGUGGGGAAAACUGAUCCAGAUGCUCGGCGUCGAUUUCACGGUCAUCAGGCCCGAAAUGGUACUCAUCAAGGAAAUCAUCAAAGCGGUAUUCCAAGCAAUCCGCGACAGCAGCGAGCUUGUAAAGUUCUCGUCAUAUUUAUCCACCAGAGGCUGGUUUGGAAUAGAGAGCAAGGUGGAACAAGUUGAAGCGUUGUUGCGCUCCGGCGAGAAGGCUAAUUGGACGAUUGGACUGUGGGGAGCGGCUGGCAUUGGCAAGACCGCCCUCGCCGAGGCCUUCUUCCGCAGAUUUUCUUCUCGAUUCGAAGCUUCCUACUUCUUCCGUAAUUUUGCCGACUCGCUCGCGGCAAGCGGGCCGUCUCUACAGCCAUUCGGCAAUUUGCAAAGUGGCUUCUUCUCGAAAUUGUUGGGUGACGACGACGCCGGAGGUGGCGGCGGGACGACAUUGCCCUACGACUUGGUGCUUCGCCGUGUUGGUCGUAUCAAGGCGUUGGUCGUGAUCGACGACGUGGGUGACGAUGUGAGCCACAUUGGACCGCUCAAAGAUCUGCUGAACGGACAGUACAGCGACCUGUUCGGUCCAGGGAGCGUAGUGAUCGUGACCAGCACCAACCAACAGCUUCUCAAGAAUGUAUGUCACACCGUGCAUCAAGUCGAGGGUCUGGCUGAUGAUGAAGCCGAGCGGCUUUUCUGCUUUCACGCCUUCAAAGGGGAAGAAGAUGCACCAGCUGAUCACUAUCUGGAGUUGGUCACGAGAGCUGUGAUUUACGCGGGUGGAAAUCCACAAGCGCUUACCCUCUUGGGCGCGCACUUGUACGGUCGGGAUCUCGAGUUUUGGGACCGCGAGCUCGGCUACUUGCAAAACAACGAUCCGAAAUCGGUGGUUGAGAACAUCGGGCGAAGGAUGUACCAAGGAUUGAGCCGAGCAGAGAAAGAUUUGUUCCUCGACUUGGCAUGCUUCUAUCCUUAUUGGGAAAACAAGAGAUUAAGUAGAGCAGGGGUACUCAAGGAUGGGAGAAGUAAUCACAUUACUAAUCUUGUGGAUAAGAGUCUUAUAAGAAUUGACGAUGAAAACUGCGGCAUAGAAGUGAGCCUGGUGCUACGAGACCUUGGUCGUGGCAUUGUUAAUGAAGAAGGUCAAAUAAGAAAGCGCACGAGAUUGUGGAAAUCUGAAGACGUAUCUCUCCUCUUCAAGAAACCUAAGGAUGAUCAACCAAUUGAAGGAAUCGUCUUAAAUGAUGAUUGGCGACCACGUUCCACAAGAAGACCUGACAUAGCCGUACAAGCUGAUGCUUUUGAGGAGAUGGAAAAUCUUCGAUUCCUCGUGCUUGGCAGUAGUACUUGCAAUUUCAUUCUGCCGGAGGAUGGGUUGAAUUCCCUGCCAACUAUGUUGAGAAUUCUUGAAUGGGACUCAUUUCCUUCCAAAUUUUUGCCACCCAAAUUCUCUGCCGAAAAUCUUGUCACGCUUAGUUUGACACACAGCAAGAUUGAACAGCUUUGGAAAGGUGAUGAACUUAACGUGGAUCUGGGGAAUUUAAAAACCCUUAAUCUUGAGGGAUCCAAGAACCUAAGAAACCUGCCUGAUCUCUCUACAGCAAAAAGGCUUGAGGGUAUUCAUCUUUGUCUAUGCGAGAGCUUACUGGAGCUUCCCACCUCAGUUUUGGGCCUUCCCAAGUUGGAAACCCUCGAUUUGAGUGAGUGCAGCAGCCUAAAGUGGGAGAACUUGGAAGAUUAUUUAAACGACAUCAGAGAACAGAGUAAUCGUCCUUCUGAAUUUUUAUCUAGCCUGAAAUAUUUUAUCCUAACCCAAACUCCUAUCCAAAUGGUUCCUAGUUUUGCUACCGACUUGUCAAUUCAGGCACUAGAUUGCGCUGCCUGCACAGAACUGACUGAAUUUGUAGUCAUCCCAAGCCUGGAAAGAUUAGACUUGACUAAUAGCUUGAUUGAAGAGGUCGUUGAGUUGGACAAGCUGACAAAGUUGAAGUACCUCAACCUUUCGCAAAACGAGCAACUUAUUCUCCUCUCUUGUGACUUCUCAAAGUUGAGUUCUCUGGAAAGGAUUACGCUAGAAAGAUGCAGCAAGUUGUCCCGCCUUCCUGACAGCAUUGGUACCCUCGUGAAUUUGGUAAGUCUUGAUCUAAGUUACGUAGCAAUGGAAGAGCUUCCGUCGUCCAUUGGAGAUCUGAAGGGGUUGUCUGAAUUGCUCCUCACCGGUUGUAAGAGUCUAUCAUGCCUCCCCGACACCACCCACAAGCUAUCUAACUUAGAAACCCUCAGAGUAAAUCUUUGCAACCAACUGGGCCAUUUACCACUGCUUCCAUCAUCCUUGAAAGAACUGGAUGCACAUGGCUGCAAGUCGCUUCGAACCUUGUCAACAGACAUUGUUGCUCAGGCACAAUUGACACUGUCGGUCUCGGAAUUUACUCGCUGGUGCUUUGGCUGGUGCUGGAAGUUGGAUCCAGCAGUAUGCAGUAAGAUUGUGGAUAAGUUUACCGAGGAUCUGGUUCGAUGCCCCAAAUCCUCUGUGCUUUUAGUACCGGCAAAAAGGGUAGCCGAUACUAGCAACAGUGAAGCAGGAAGCAUAAUGGGAUCCCAUAAUAAUAACGUUGGUAACAAUUCAAGUGCGACGGCGAAGCUGCGUGGACAGCCAUGGAAGUUACUGUCCAUAAUCUUUUGCGUCCUAAUUGAGACCCCACCCUUCGAAAACCUAGAGACCUCGUAUCUUGAGUGCUUGCUCAACAGUGAUGACAACGACGUUAGCGCCGAAAUGAAAAGGAACACUAUCUACUGGCUACCUGAACGAAAAUAUGAAGCCGAGGAAGAGGACAAGGAGGAGGAGAAUCUCUCAAAAGGUCGUCACCUUUUCCUGUGGUCCGCUUACAGGUACUCCGAUAUGGUGGAAGCGGUACAACGUGUGGCUGAAAAAGCUGUCGAUGCAGAUGGUGCUACCGUUGAGUUCUCUUUUCAGGGAAGAUACUGUGGCCAAGAGGAGGGCCUCGAAACAUCCAUCUUGAUCAAGAAUUGUCGGGUUAUUCCGGUGUACGAUGAUAGAGUAGUGACAUAUGAAGAGGAAGAAGAUGAUGGCGAUGGUGAUCAAUAUAGAGUACUCAACCUCGGGGGGUUAUAUGAUCAGUUGUGCAGCGGCCAGUAA
Molecule: messenger RNA, 3735 nt
Organism: Linum tenue
Lineage: Eukaryota; Viridiplantae; Streptophyta; Magnoliopsida; Malpighiales; Linaceae
Source: the annotation of a GenBank genome assembly